AUGGAGGAGGCUUUGUUGACACCGGAGGAUGGAAAGAGGCAGAAGAGGGUGAGAUUCCGGGUGGCCUCAGGGAACAGCGGGCGGGUUUUGAAAGAGAUGUUUAAGGAUGAAGGGCCGUCGGAUUCCCUGGAUUCAGACUGCACCAGCAGCUCCGAGGCGGACCGGGCCAGCACUCCAUCCACCAGUGGGGAGGCGAAUGGACACCUGUGUGGAUUCUUGGGGUCGGAGUUGGAUGACAGUGGAAGUGAGCCUGAUGACUUGCUGAUGUUUGCAGGAGGAAGAGACAAAGUGUUGAGUACCAAACGAGUGAAUAUCCUCAGCAAAAAUGGGACGGUUCGGGGAGUCAAGCACAAAGUUAGUGCUGGCCAAAUACUCUUUGAUAACUUGGCUAAAAACAAUGGGCCAGAACUGACUCUAGAGUUCGGGCGAAUUGUAAUCUACACCACCAGUUUUCGAGUGGUCAGGACUACAUUUGAGCGAUGCGAGCUGGUCCGAAAGAUCUUUCAGAACCACAGGGUGAAGUUCAUAGAGAAGAACAUCGCUUUGGACAAUGAAUAUGGGAAGGAACUGGAGACACGCUGUAAGCGAGUGGGUGAACCUCCCUCACUGCCUGUGGUCUUCAUUGAUGGACACUACCUAGGGGGUGCAGAGAAAAUACUCGCAAUGAAUGAAUUAGGGGAGCUUCAGGAUCUCCUCACCAAAAUAGAGAGGGUUCAGCACCCCGACACAUGCCAGACGUGUGGGGGAUUUGCCUUUGUCCCGUGUCCUAUGUGCCAUGGCAGCAAAAUGUCUGUGUUCCGCAACUGCUUCACCGACUCUUUCAAAGCCCUGAAGUGCACAGCGUGCAACGAGAAUGGCCUCCAGCCCUGCUCCAGCUGUUCUCACUAAGGUCCUCUUCAAGUGCCUGCAAACCCCUUCCCAGCAAAACCUCCACCCCCACAAGCCAUGUAUAAAACAAGAGACACAGAAAGAACUGCUAUUUGUGAAUAAACUGUUUUUUUUUUAGAAAACUCAAUUACAUGUCUACAGAUGUAGUUUUUUUUUUUUACCAUAUUUGCUAUUUGAUGAUGAUUAAUUAUCACAGUAUGAGGCUUUUUUUUGUCACAUGCCAACAGAUGUCUGGCAACAUUACCUAAUCGGACAGCAUGGACACUGUCUGUCACUGUAAAUAAAUAUAGCAAUUAAGUAAAUUAACUAGUAGUUCAGAGAGGCAUAUCAUCUUUCUGAACCCUAUGAUCCCAGCAUGAGACAAAAUUCAAAGCAUUAUCUGGUGAACAUCAAAACAGGUGACCUACCGAGAGAAAAAACAAAAACAAAACAAAAACAAAGGACAAAACCC
Molecule: messenger RNA, 1339 nt
Organism: Sinocyclocheilus rhinocerous
Lineage: Eukaryota; Metazoa; Chordata; Actinopteri; Cypriniformes; Cyprinidae
Product: glutaredoxin domain-containing cysteine-rich protein 1-like
Exons: 4
Coding region: 1-888 (295 amino acids)
Biological process (GO): sensory perception of sound
Source: RefSeq, a predicted model, not a curated record